Messenger RNA from Lethenteron reissneri (Far Eastern brook lamprey), 439 nucleotides. Its product is annotated as histone H2A-like. Gene Ontology annotation, cellular component: nucleosome. NCBI's taxonomy places the organism in Eukaryota, Metazoa, Chordata, Hyperoartia, Petromyzontiformes, Petromyzontidae. The record is from RefSeq and is a predicted model, not a curated record. Gene Ontology annotation, molecular function: DNA binding; protein heterodimerization activity; structural constituent of chromatin.
AUGACCAAUCAGACUUUCGUGACUGCAAGGAGUCGCGUUCACAGGCUGCUCCGCAAGGGCAAUUACGCCCAGCGGGUCGGCGCUGGAGCACCCGUCUACCUGGCCGCCGUGCUCGAGUACCUUUCUGCCGAGAUCCUCGAGCUGGCUGGCAAUGCCGCCCGUGACAACAAGAAGACGAGGAUCAUCCCCCGACACCUGCAGCUCGCCGUGCGAAACGACGAGGAGCUCAACAAGCUCAUGGGCGGCGUGACUAUCGCCCAGGGCGGUGUGCUGCCCAACAUCCAGGCCGUGCUGCUGCCCAAGAAGACCUCUCAGGCAAAGAAGUGAACGCGCCGCCGCCUCUACCACCACAACAACGGCUCUUUUCAGAGCCACCCACUUGCUUGCAAAGAGCUCGGACAGUCGUACACAGGGGUUUUGUUAUACUGGUAGGAACGAA